This is a messenger RNA of Notolabrus celidotus (New Zealand spotty), 2712 nucleotides long. RefSeq names its product tumor necrosis factor receptor superfamily member 1B. The record is from RefSeq and is a predicted model, not a curated record. Lineage: Eukaryota; Metazoa; Chordata; Actinopteri; Labriformes; Labridae. The coding region runs from base 51 to 908 and encodes 285 amino acids. The transcript is spliced from 7 exons. Gene Ontology annotation, molecular function: signaling receptor activity; cytokine binding. Gene Ontology annotation, biological process: regulation of cell population proliferation. Gene Ontology annotation, cellular component: external side of plasma membrane.
UUCACACAGGAAGCAGCUCAGUAUCACCUGUCACUACUGAAGAACGGAGUAUGGUUCUGCUCAAACGGAUCAUAUUCAUUUUGACUUUUUGUGAGCUUUUAAUUCAUUUGGAUGCUAAUUGCCCAAAAGGUCUCAGGGUAAAACCUGGGAGCACAGUUUGUGUUUGCCUGGCUGGAUAUUACCAGUCUGAAGAUAAUGCAUCCAGAGGGUGCAGCAUAUGCACAAGGUGUGCUGAAGAAUCGGGAAGUUCUGUUUUACAGGAAUGUACGAAAGAGACGAACCGCAAAUGUCAGUGCAGUAAAGGGUUUGUUCCCAGGGACACUGAUUCUUCCACUUGCCUAUGUGACAAAGGAUAUGGCAAAAAGAAUGGAGAGUGCUUAGAAUGUGACGAUGGAUAUUUCAACGAUCAAAUCGACUCACCCUGUAAACAAUUUAAAAAAUGCAACGCAGGAGUGAAUAUUACUGGAAACAAAAUCUCAGACAACAUCUGUAAUAAAGAAUCCAAGACCUACGUCACUACAACCGCAACAUCAAACAAAACCGUUUCUCUAACCAUCCGCUUGACACCCCAACGAUCACAUGAGGGGGCUGAAACUCAGAGGAAACCUACCACAGACACCACCAUCACCUUCAUUGCUGAAUCUACUCCAGGAAACGGAGUCAUCCCCAAGGGAAAAGGGCAGUCUCUCUACCCUUCUGGCACAGACAGCCACAUUGGUGUAAUCCUCCUCACAUGUGUGAUUUCUCUGCUUAUAUUGACGGCUGUGAUCUGCAAGCUGUUCAUUUCUCCUCGCCGCGGGGAGAGAAAAACAGCAGUGCAAACACAGGACUCAUUGUGUGGAAGGCCAGUUGAGGAAAGCGGUGAUGGCAGUCAAUCCUCUCCCAAACAGUAUCCAGAAGAGCCCUGAGGUGAAACUAGUCUGUAAUCUUCUGAUUCCUAAUGUAACUCUUUUUACAUCAGGGAAUACGUCAGUAAAAUCUUAUACCGUAUCCAUGGUAUGUUAGACAAAUUGUUGUUGUCAAUAUUUUAUUCAUGUUUUUUCUGUUUUAAGUCAAAACAGGUGAAUAGAAAAAAAAUUAUAUAUCACGAUUUGAGGUUAUUUACCUUUAAAUCAAUGUAAACUCAAGCAGUGAAAUAACACUUCAGCAAAGUGCCUCUUAUCGUGUGAACUAAAUGACUUCAGGAUGAAGCCAUACAUGCCUACAUGGUAUUCCUCUAAACUUUCCCUCAAAGACAAAAAUACACUUAUUUUUUUAUCUUUCUAUUUCUGCUAUUCUGAUGAUAUAUAAUGUGAAAUGUUUAACUGACAAGUGUCUGAGAAAUGUACUAAGUAUAAAUAGCUAGUAUACAUAACUAUAACAAACUCCUUGAAAAAAUUCUAGUUAAAUACUAUUUUUUUUCUAGACUUCUGAACUAAUCUUGUUGUGGUUGAUCUGCACUGUUUCACUGGUAGCAGGUUGAUUAAGCAUAGAGCGGAAAUUAUGAAAAACAUGCCUUCGUUUGUAUUUGGGGUGGGGGGAGUCCCCCUCAACGCUUUUUUCCCCACUGUUCUCGUUUUAGCUGUUGGAAAGAUUGGUUGUGUAAAUGUUAAGACUUUCAUGUUUCAUUACAUUAAUGGAGACUUUACACAGAUUAGUCCAAGGAGAUGUGAAAAUAUGGUGUCAUUAUACUUAUUCAUUCACAUUUGUUUUGCUGUGAAAUCAAACACAAGCCUUCAAAUCACAUGUGGCAUGUCUAGCACCUGCUUGGCUCAGUGUGACUCAGGUUCUUCUGUAGGUGCUGCUUGUUUCAACUCAGUGAGACAGUUCCCUCUAGUGGACUAGUAAAGGCAAAAGAACAAAGUAACGUUUGUCAAACAGUUGUGGGUUUAGUAUUCCCAUCAUUUACUUCAGGUGCUGAAACAAGAAUAUAGAAAUACUGUAACAUGUAAAAUCUAAAUUCAGUAAAAGCACAGCCUUUAAAAGAAUAAAUGUCUUGAAUUUUUUUGUGAAAUAUUGACAAAUUUGAACAGUUAUUACAAUAAAAUCUCAUAGAGGUCAUAAAACAAAAAUGUAGGAAACUAUUAAUAAUUCAAACGUGUUGUGUUUCAUUAUUUGUAACUAAAUGAUAUUUUCUUUAAAAAACUAGAUUUUAAGCAUUAUAGAUUUUUACAAUAAAUGCUUUGUAUUGAAGGUUUUAUUCAAACUAUCAUGUGGAGGAAAAUCUCAAAUAACGUACAAGUAUUUCAAUAAGAAUACAACAUAGAUUAGCUGCUAUCUGAAAUGUAUUACUGUUUAGGCCUAUUAUAUAUGCUUUUGAUUCGUGCGCUGUUAUGAACUGUUUUCUGAAGAACCUUGCCCUUUUCUACGCCUAAGUAAUGAACAUUAGUAACAGAGCAUAUGAACAGACAAUGGAAACAGUACUAACAGAAACUUCCUGUAAAUGUCAGUAAUCCAGGAAGUUGGUGUGUGUGGUUUCAGAGAAAUAUACAGCACGUGUACCAAACCCUUGCUAUGUAAGGAUACUAGAUAGCUGCCUUGUAAAGUACAAUAACCUUUCUCAUGAACAACUCAUUAUCAACAACAUGCAGCGUCCAUGUAUAUUAAGCAGUGAUUUAUGUUUCUGAAAACUAGCUCUGUAUUCAUAACAGCGUGCAGAUGCUCACUUUGUAUAUAUUCCUGUAAUGUGAAUUGUAUGUCUUUCAUGAUUUUAACAUUUUUGAUUAAAAAUGA